AUGUCUCUACCGAACGAUAGAGAGACAAAGAUAUAUGUGGCAGGCUUGCCUUGGAUCACAAAAACUGAAGGUCUUCGGAAUUACUUUGAACAAUUUGGAGAAAUUGUGUAUGCUAAUGUUGUUUGUGAUAGAGCAACUAAACGAUCAAAGGGCUUCGGAGAAGCAGAAUCUACAGAGAGAGCUUGCGAGGAUCCAAAUCCGACUAUAGACGGACGAAAGGCCAGUUGCAAAGUUGCUUAUCUUGGUGCUAGGGUUCAUAAUAACCAAUCAAACCGAAACGGUUUAGUCUCAAUGUUCUCCAAUUCUAUUAGUUAUCCGAAGUGA
This is a messenger RNA of Eruca vesicaria subsp. sativa (arugula), 324 nucleotides long. NCBI's taxonomy places the organism in Eukaryota, Viridiplantae, Streptophyta, Magnoliopsida, Brassicales, Brassicaceae. The record is from the annotation of a GenBank genome assembly.